GCAUGUAUUCCUCAGAGUGGUGAAGCGUGGCUCGUCUCACCAGCAGGCGGUGAUCUGCUCUUCACCAAAUACGGUCACUGCGCGCUGAGUGUGCGCGAGCCGCGGCUGCCAGUGCCUGUCCGGGCGCGUGUCAGAGACCUGCGCGCUUAGCUCCUCUCGGAAAGCCAUGCCCUCAGAUCUUGCUAAGAAGAAGGCUGCAAAGAAGAAGGAGGCUGCCAAAGCUCGACAGCGUGCGAAAAAGCAUGAUGAGGUGAACGGAGAAGGAGAGCUUCCGGACAGCCAAGUGAAUGGUGCAGUAACUAAUGGGGAGGCAAAUGGAGAUGUCGCCGCUCUGGCUAAGGAGCUGGAUGAGUUUGAGAUGCGUAAGAUGGAGGCACGGGCAGUGACUGGCGUCCUGGCCUCCCAUCCCAACAGCACUGAUGUUCACAUCAGCAGUCUGUCACUCACCUUUCAUGGCCAAGAGUUACUGAGCGAUACAAGCCUGGAGCUCAACUCCGGCCGGCGCUACGGUCUCAUUGGCCUCAACGGCACAGGCAAGUCCAUGCUCCUGUCUGCUAUUGGCCAUCGAGAAGUUCCCAUCCCAGAACACAUAGACAUCUACCACCUCACACGUGAGAUGGCCCCUAGUGAGAAAACAGCACUGCAGUGUGUUAUGGAGGUUGAUGAAGAGAGAAUAAAGCUAGAAAAGGAGGCUGAGCGAUUGGCUCAUGAGGACUCUGAGUGUGAGAAGCUGAUGGAGAUCUAUGAGCGUUUGGAGGAGUUGGACGCAGACAAAGCUGAAGUUCGAGCCUCACGAAUCCUCUUUGGACUGGGUUUCACCCCUUCUAUGCAGAAAAAAAAACUGAAAGAUUUCAGUGGAGGCUGGAGGAUGCGUGUGUCCCUUGCCAGAGCUCUGUUCAUAAAGCCCUUCAUGCUGUUGUUAGAUGAACCUACUAACCACCUGGAUUUGGAUGCCUGUGUGUGGCUGGAAGAAGAACUUAAGUCUUUUAAGCGAAUCCUUGUACUCAUUUCACAUUCUCAAGACUUUCUCAAUGGUGUGUGCACAAACAUCAUUCAUCUCCACCAGAGGAAGCUCAAGUACUACACUGGUAACUAUGACCAGUAUGUGAAGACCAGGGAGGAACUGGAGGAAAACCAGAUGAAGCGGUACAACUGGGAGCAGGACCAGAUAGCUCACAUGAAGAACUAUAUUGCCCGUUUUGGUCACGGCUCUGCAAAGCUAGCCCGUCAGGCUCAAAGCAAAGAAAAAACACUACAGAAAAUGGUGGCCUCUGGCCUAACCGCUCGUGUCGUGAACGACAAGACCUUGUCGUUUUAUUUUCCACCUUGUGGGAAGAUCCCGCCUCCUGUCAUCAUGGUGCAGAAUGUCAGCUUCAGAUACUCCAGUGACACACAUUUUAUUUAUAAGAACUUGGAGUUUGGCAUUGACCUGGACACACGAGUUGCGCUUGUGGGUCCCAAUGGGGCAGGGAAGUCCACACUUCUCAAGCUACUAAUGGGAGAGCUUCUCCCCACAGACGGAAUGAUAAGAAAGCAUUCACAUGUCAAGAUUGGCAGGUAUCACCAGCAUCUGACUGAGCAGCUAGAGCUUGACCUGUCUCCUCUGGAGUACAUGAUGAAGUGUUUCCCAGAAAUCAAAGAGAAAGAGGAGAUGAGGAAGAUUAUUGGACGUUACGGUCUGACAGGGAAGCAGCAGGUCAGUCCCAUCAGGAACUUGUCAGAUGGCCAGAAGUGUCGGGUGUGUUUCGCCUGGCUCGCAUGGCAGAAUCCCCACAUGCUGUUUCUGGAUGAGCCAACUAAUCACUUGGACAUUGAGACAAUUGAUGCUUUGGCUGAGGCCAUCAGUGAGUUUGAGGGAGGAAUGAUGCUAGUUAGCCACGACUUCAGACUUAUUCAGCAGGUGGCUCAGGAAAUUUGGGUUUGUGAGAAGCAGACCAUCACCAAAUGGAACGGGGACAUUUUGGCUUACAAAGAGCACUUGAAAUCAAAAAUUGACAGACAGACUCAUGAUAUUUAAAAAUCCAUGAGCUGGACAGACAAACUUUUCCAUCAUGGAUUGUUUACCCUCCUCUAUUUCCCAGAUGUGCAUGACUGAUGGAAUCAGACAGUGAACCCCAGUUUCUUAGCUGUUGAUGUGGAUUGCAUUCCAUUAUACUGUCAUCUAGGAUUGUUGACGACUUCUUCAAGAGCGAUCAUUAAGCGUUCCCUGGUCUUAUAUCUUUUAAUGCACCUCUCAUUUCCCAGAAUCAGCGAGUCUGUUUUAUUUAAUAUUGUAAAGGCAAUAAUGGUUUAUUGGAAUAAAUAGAUUCAAUUAUGUUGGUGCAGAACAGUAGAAAACAUCACUGUAUUCAGAAAGCAAUUUUCAGAAUAUCCUACAUCAAAACAUUAUGUACAGUGUUCAUACCAAAAUAAUGAAUGUAGGCAUAAAAUACCAUUUUAAACUGA
Ctenopharyngodon idella (grass carp) is the source of this 2445-nucleotide messenger RNA. RefSeq names its product ATP-binding cassette, sub-family F (GCN20), member 2b (gene abcf2b). Lineage: Eukaryota; Metazoa; Chordata; Actinopteri; Cypriniformes; Xenocyprididae. Gene Ontology annotation, molecular function: ATP binding; ATP hydrolysis activity. The coding region runs from base 167 to 2017 and encodes 616 amino acids. The record is from RefSeq and is a predicted model, not a curated record. The transcript has 15 exons.